Messenger RNA from Xenopus laevis (African clawed frog), 3328 nucleotides. RefSeq names its product glycine receptor alpha 2 L homeolog (gene glra2.L). Gene Ontology annotation, biological process: monoatomic ion transmembrane transport; chloride transport; monoatomic ion transport. The coding region runs from base 622 to 2085 and encodes 487 amino acids. Lineage: Eukaryota; Metazoa; Chordata; Amphibia; Anura; Pipidae. The transcript is spliced from 10 exons. The record is from RefSeq and is a predicted model, not a curated record. Gene Ontology annotation, molecular function: glycine binding; extracellular ligand-gated monoatomic ion channel activity; monoatomic ion channel activity. Gene Ontology annotation, cellular component: postsynaptic membrane; membrane; plasma membrane.
CUUUAAAUACAACCACAGCCGCUCUCUUCUUCAGGCUUGACUUAGCAUUGGGCCAAACAGUAGGGGUGCAUCUUUCACUGCCUAAAAGUUGGGAGGAGGGAAUUGGCUGCCUCUCGUUUCUUCCUCAUUAUCCGUGCCUAUGGAUACCACUGUAAAUAAGGGACUCCUUUCAUCAGGGUUGGCAAUGUAAUUGCAAACAAGCAGAGCAGCCCUUCCGAAAGAGAGGAAACAGCAGAUGCGGCUGCCCAGAUCUACGCUAUGUUUUUAAGAUAACAAUUCUUUUUUCCAUACAAGAAGAAAAAAAAAAAACCCAGCCAAGGAGGGGGCCGAUCAUCUUUUGUCUUUUUCACUCUUGCCGAAUAAUGAGCCUUGGUUUGACCUAACAAUGCUUCCGAUAUCACACUCAUUUUCUCAUCCCCCCGUAGCCCCUAACGAUGCUGCUUUCUCUUCUACCCACUUGGAAGGAAAACAAUUGUCGCUUUUGGGAUCUAGACAAUAGGAGCUGAUGUCAUUUUUAGUCCUAUCAUUUUUAUUCCUAUCUUAAUAUUGGUCGUCUAUUUUUUGUUUCUGGAAUCAUUCCUGGAAUAUUUUCCAAACAUCACCGGAAGAAAAACAGGAGGAAUGAACCGGCAGCUGGUCAAAAUUUUGACAGCCUUACUUGCAUUAAUUUUUGAGACUAGCAAAUUCAGGACGGCUUUUUGCAAAGAGCAUGAAUCCAGGUCUGGGAAAUCUCCCCCUAUGUCUCCUUCAGAUUUUUUGGACAAAUUAAUGGGCAGGACAUCGGGCUAUGAUGCUAGAAUCAGGCCAAACUUUAAAGGUCCUCCAGUAAACGUUACUUGCAAUAUUUUUAUAAACAGCUUUGGAUCAGUCACAGAGACUACAAUGGACUACAGAGUUAACAUUUUUUUGAGGCAAACAUGGAAUGAUCCUCGGCUUUCGUAUAGCGAAUACCCAGACGAUUCUUUGGAUUUGGACCCUUCCAUGUUGGAUUCUAUUUGGAAGCCUGAUUUAUUCUUUGCCAAUGAGAAAGGAGCUAACUUUCACGAUGUCACCACGGACAACAAAUUACUGCGGAUAUUUAAGAAUGGGAAUGUGCUUUACAGUAUCAGGUUAACUUUGACCUUGUCAUGUCCGAUGGACCUGAAGAAUUUUCCAAUGGAUGUGCAAACCUGUGCAAUGCAGCUAGAGAGCUUUGGUUACACAAUGAAUGACCUUAUAUUUGAAUGGCUGAGUACUAGCCCUGUGCAAGUUGCUGAUGGUUUGACUUUGCCGCAGUUUAUACUGAAAGAAGAAAAUGAACUCGGCUAUUGCACUAAACACUACAACACAGGAAAAUUUACAUGUAUUGAAGUUAAAUUUCACCUGGAGCGUCAAAUGGGCUAUUACCUGAUUCAGAUGUACAUCCCCAGCCUGCUGAUUGUCAUUUUGUCGUGGGUGUCUUUCUGGAUAAAUAUGGAUGCGGCUCCUGCUAGAGUGGCUUUGGGUAUUACCACUGUACUGACAAUGACUACACAGAGCUCAGGAUCAAGAGCCUCACUUCCAAAGGUAUCCUAUGUGAAAGCUAUUGACAUCUGGAUGGCCGUGUGCCUUUUGUUUGUGUUUGCUGCUCUCUUGGAAUAUGCAGCCGUGAAUUUCGUCUCAAGGCAGCAUAAGGAAUUCUUAAGGCUCCGCAGGAGGCAGAAAAGACAAGGCAAGACUGUACUCAUUGGGAAUGAAAGCGUGGAGUCCAUGCGGCGCAUGAAUGGAUUGCGGAGUACAGAUUCCUCAGCAUACGGAACUCUGAACCAAAUCUACAAUCCAAGCUUAAGGGAAGAAGAUGUCCGAGAGAGCCGCUUUAACUUUAGUGGAUACGGGAUGGGUCACUGUCUGCAAGUCAAAGAUGGUACAGCAGUUAAAGCCGCUCCUCCCAUCCCCCCUCCUGCUCAACCAAAAGAUUCAGAAUCCAUCAAAAAGAAAUUUGUUGAUCGUGCAAAAAGGAUUGACACAAUAUCUCGGGCUGCCUUCCCGUUGGCCUUCCUCAUUUUUAACAUCUUUUACUGGAUUACAUAUAAAAUUAUCAGGCACGAGGACGUGCACAAAAAGUAAGCCCCUCAUAUUUAUUGAAGAACUGCGAGAAAUAAACUGGAAAAUCAAUUAAAAUGUGACUGGUUUUAUACCACCUAUCCUUCUAAGAACUUCUAAGAAAGUCGUAUAGACUGUGGAAGAAGAAAAUAUGAACUUUGAAUGAUAAAACAAGCCUCCUUUCUGCCAAUAAUCGUCUGUUUACUCUUCCCAAAAACGAAUAUCUGAGAAUUUCCUCGGAAAAGGGGCCAAUUAAACUGACACUGCCACCGAAGAGCUUUUUCAGAAAAAAACAUAAAAAUGUGUAAUAAAGUUAACGAAGACCACUCAUUUUUUCACACCACCUAGUGAAACAGGUUACCAUUGUGAUAAUAACUUAAUGCUGGUAAAGAAAAAAAAACAUGUUCAUGAGACGAGGACCAAAUUUUCUAAUCUGAAAGAAAAUCUAACGUACAUUCCAUCACAGUGUUAGUAUAUCCAGUGUUGCACCAAAAGGUUCCUUUGUGCUGUAAAUUCUUUCUACUUAUGCAUAUACAUAUAAAUAUAUAAAGAUUUCUACUUUGCUAUCUUUGUGAGUGUGACUUACAAGACGAUAACUUGUUUUAUUAUAUUAGUGUAAUAUCUGGAUUUAUCGUGUGUACUCUGUGGUUUCUUUGACAGUCAACACUUUUUCAGGUACAACUCUCUGCCCGAAUACUUUCUUCUUUCUUUCUGUUUUUCUAUGGUAUUCUGUGCACUGGAUCUAAGGUAUUAACUGCUGCUUUUAAAUGAAUCAUGAAGUACCAAACUCUAACCUACCAGUUAGGCUAAUCUUCUGCACCAAUUCUGCAAUCAAAUUUCUUUAUAAAUAAUAGUUAUUUUUGAUUAUUUCUGAAAUGGCGUAGCUCAAUCUAGCAUUGUCACUGCCGUAAAUGUAGUUGCAGGUGUUAGCUCCUUUGUAGAGUACCAAACGUUGUUUACAGACCUACAAUUUAUACCUUUUUGAAAUGUAUUCUCAAGCUGGCUGCCAUUUUCAAAUAGCACUGAUUAUUAUGAGAAUUUUGAACGCUGACCUAUGGUUUUCAUAUCUUAAUCUUAACCUUGGAAUGGCACACCUGAACUGGUCAGGUCCUUGAUACGUAUUUUAAAUCGGGAUACAAAAUGAAUUUUUAAGUCUGCAGGAAGUCCUGUGAAAUCUAACAAGGUAAUACAAUUUUUGCACUUGUGGUAAAGCAUUUUCUUUACAAGAUAUCUGUUCAGUUUCAAUAAAGUUUAGUGUGGUAUAAUA